ACCGUUUGGACCAGGGAUGUGACGUCUGGCUGCCCUCAUGUAUGGUGUAUUCAACAACCAUAAAGAUCGGUCCACAGAGAAAAGGAAAAGUAGCCUAAUUUAAAUAUUCACAAAUGUGCAAUUGCUAGUAACAGAAUGUGCUUGUAAGAAUAGUAUAUACAUAAACAGAAAAAAAGAUCGACAGUCGACUUGCCUUGUUUUCCUUUUAUGUUAUUUCAGACUUUGACAAGGCAUUUCUGAGGAUGGCUGGGGCAACUUUCAUGCGAUAUGCUGGACGGACUGUCCUUUGGGUAACUGGUAACGGGAUCAACAAAUUCAGAGAGCGAAAUCGACAAUUCUGCACUGCGGCCAGAAAGACCACCCCAUCUUGCAAUAUAAAUUGUAAAAUCCGAAGAGCAGCAUUCCUGUUCAGCAUACCUUAUCUGAGCCAUGAAGCCUACAAGAGAGUACAUAGUACAACUAUAGUCCAUGCUUUAGAUAAAGCUGAAGAGGUUUUGGAGCAAGCUGAUUAUCUGUACAGCUGUGGAGAGACUGAGAAACUAUAUCCACUUUUGCUGCGGUAUCAGAACAGCAAUGACGCAGAGUACUUGUGGAGACUAGCACGAGCAUCUCGGGAUCUCUCCCUCCUCUCCAACAUAACUGCAGGGGAGAAGAAGAGGCUUACGUUUGAGGCCUUUGAGUACGCCAAGAAGGCCCUUGAAAACAAUGAAGCUAGUUUUGCUGCACACAAGUGGUAUGCCGUGUGCCUUAGCGAUAUAGGAGACUAUGAGGGGGUCAAAGUGAAAAUAGGAAACUCAUAUAUAAUAAAAGAGCAUUUAGAGAGAGCCAUAGCGCUUAAUCCAAAAGAUGCCACGUCUAUUCACAUUAUGGGGCAUUGGUGUUUUGCUUUUGCCGAGUUACCUUGGUAUCAACGCAAAGUGGCAGCUAUGAUUUUUGCAUCGCCUCCCACAGCCACUUAUGAAGAGGCUUUGGAAUUCUUCCUGAAAGCAGAAGAAGUUGAUCCUAACUUUUACAGUAAAAAUCUGUUGAUGCUGGGGAAGACAUAUAAGGCAAUGAAGGACACAGAGAGUGCUGUGCAAUGGCUCAGCAAAGCAAGGGACUACACCCCACAUACUGAGGAGGACAAGGAGGUCAAUAAAGAAGCUGUUGAGCUCCUGAAGAAUCUGAUUGCGUGAAGUGACCAAGUAGUUUGGCGACAGGGAUGAGUGCAUUGUAUGACACUGUUUAAAAAUUAAAAUCUAACUACUACAACUGAAAAAAUAUGUAUAUACAUAUAAUUCAAAUUAUAUUAGAUUUCAUAUGAAAUAUAUAUUUAAAUAGUUAAAUAGUGUACCCUAAUACAAAUUUGAUAACCUUUCCUCAAUCUAGAGACUGGAAUGAUCUGUAAACGGAGGCCAUGAUAUAUUGGGUUUGAAAGGUAAAAGGUAUGAUUGCAAGUUUUGCAGCUAAGUUUGAUUAAAGUCUAAAUGUAUAUCAAUAACAAAGGUUAUUUAAGGGGUGUAGCUUCUUUUUAAAAUGGAGCGCUCAACCAUCAGCAUGAAAGUGGGAUAAGUACUUUUUUUUCUGAUUCCUGUGCAGAAGUUGCUUCCCUGCAUCCCACAAUGAAAGCUUGGAGUGCCAGGUUAUAGGUUUAUCACAAACUAAUCAUACAUUCGGGUUAAAAUAUGAUUUAGAAAUCAGGAAUUCUAUACACAUCUCCAGUAUAGAGGAUGUUCUGUACAGUGUAGUCUUAACAAUGAGUAUUAACACACAAUAUCCAGAUUCACACAAUAACACAGAAUUCAUCCAGGAUACAAACAAGGCCUGUCAACAAUUGUUUUAUUGUAAUAAAACAAUGAAGUAUGUUAUGUUGAAUUCACCGUUAUGUUGAACCAUGAACUCACAGUACAAAUACCAUUGUACCAUUACACCCGUUAUGUUUUGUAAAAAAAAUAAAUAAUAAUAAUAAUAAUUAUAUGUAGAUUUUUGGGGGGGAUUAUUGAUUAUUAUUGAAAGGAAGCAUGUUAAUAUUACUGUGUUAAUUUGAUUUACUUCGUUCCCUCUACAUACAAUAGUGAUUACAAAUGUUCCUCCUCUGUGGCACGAAUACGUAUACACACGGCUAAUUAACUUUACUGAUCACAAGAGAUGGGUUUUCAGUGAUUUGGCCAGAACCAUAUAAAGAAAGUACUAUAGAAAGCCGUGUUGUGUAACAGGUACAACAAAUAUUUUCAACAUUGCCAAAUGCUAGGACUGCAUAAUCAUGACUGGCAUGUCACUUUUGCCGAAAUGACAAGAGCUAUUGCAAAAUAAAAACAUUGAACUCCCUUUGGAUUGAUAGCUGAAGGUAUGUUUACUCGACAUGGAAUGGCUCACAGCUCAUUUUAUUAGGCCUGUUGCAUGGUAUAGACUGCUACACAUACCAAGCAGGUGUGCACUCCUGUACCUGUUCUGUGGUUUAUACUUUUAGAAUUUCAUGAAGGAGUUUUCUUUACUGCAAAACAAAAUCCCAUCUAAAGACUACUGAACUGUUACUAAACAGGGAAAGUAAAAGUUUGAAAGUGGCCUUCAUACAAAAAUAACUACAACAUAUGCCAUGUGUUGACGUAUGUUGAGGAAAUGUUUUGCCUCCUUGGCAAUUCAAUAAAGUCUGUGUUUGAAUGUU
Molecule: messenger RNA, 2644 nt
Organism: Hypomesus transpacificus
Lineage: Eukaryota; Metazoa; Chordata; Actinopteri; Osmeriformes; Osmeridae
Gene: rmdn1
Product: regulator of microtubule dynamics 1
Exons: 11
Coding region: 243-1175 (310 amino acids)
Cellular component (GO): cytoplasm; mitotic spindle pole; spindle microtubule
Molecular function (GO): microtubule binding
Source: RefSeq, a predicted model, not a curated record